Molecule: messenger RNA, 1681 nt
Organism: Lymnaea stagnalis (great pond snail)
Lineage: Eukaryota; Metazoa; Mollusca; Gastropoda; Lymnaeidae
Source: the annotation of a GenBank genome assembly
CUAAUCCCCUCCAGCUGUCUCAUCUCUUCCCUGCUUCAUCCCUUCCCUGUCUAAUCCCCUCCCUGUCUCAUCUCUUCCCUGUCUAAUCCCCUCCAGCUGUCUCAUCUCUUCCCUGUCUAAUCCCCUCCAGCUGUCUGUGAACAGAUAAGAUAAGCGUGUCCAUCAUUUCAUCCGCGUCACUCAAUGUGUACACGCAACUCCACACAGCUUUGUGUCUGACGUGUCUGUCAUCUGGCGUCGCACCAGGUCACGUGGUGGAAACUCUUAAUGCACAAUAGUGUCACAUUAGUGCCGGACGUGCGUCAUAGUCGCACCAGUGAACCAGUGGCAUUAAGUUUAAAGCAGUGGCAUUAAGUUUAAACCAUUGGCAUUAAGUUUAAACCAGUGGCAUUAAGUUUAAACCAGUGGCAUUAAGUUUAAACCAGUGGCAUUAAGUUUAAACCAGUGGCAUUCAGUUUAAAAAAAAAUAUUUUCAGAAUAAACAUUUUCAUCUUCAAUACCUUGUAAUCAAUGUAUUUUCUAUCUCGUGAUCAACUGAUGUAAUCAAUGUCUUUUCUAUCUCGUGAUCAACUGAUGUAACCAAUGUCUUUUCUGUCACAUGAUCACCUGAUUUCAAUAAAAUAUGUUGUUGUUUUUUCUCUCUCUUCAUUUAUCCACUCUCCAUUUCUUGUCAUCCUGGUCUGAUGACCCCAAGAUAAGUUUUGCUUUGUACAAUUUAACAAUAACCAAUGCUACCUACCCAUACUUGAGAUAUGCUACUGAAACAUUAUACAUGUCACACAGUUUGUCACAGGGAUGUCACAUAGGCUGCCACAUAGUUGUCACAUAGGUCGUCACAUAUGAUGGCACAUAGGUUGUCACAUAGUUUUCACAUAGUUGUCAUAUGUUUGUCACAUAUGACGUCAAAAAAGUGUCACAUAGGUUGUCACAUAGGUUGUCACAUAGGUUGUCUCAUAGGAUGUCUCAUAGGAUGUCACAUAGGAUGUCACAUAGGUUAUCACAUAGGUUGUCACAUAUGUUGUCUCAUAGGUUGUGUAAUAGGUUGUCACAUAGGUUGUCACAUAGGUUGUGUAAUAGGUUGUCACAUAGGUUGUCACAUAGGUAGCCACAUAGGUUAACACUUAGGUUGUCACAAGGUUGUCACAUAAGUUUUCACAUAGGUUGUCACAUAGGUUAUCUAACACAUUCUUAAAUAAAUUCUUUCAUGAGUUUUAAAACUAUAUACCAUUUCCCGGUGUGUAAGAUAUUUGAGCUUUGAGAUAAUAGUAAUAUUACUAUACUUAAAAACUACGCCAAGCUAUGUUGUUGCGUGAUUUAUGUUGUCCUGGGCACCCAGCCAUACUGUGGCGUGAUCUCUGCUGUAUGGGGCACCCAGCCAUAAAGUGGUGUGAUUUCUGCUGUCUGGGCACUUACCAGUACUAUAGCGUUAUUUUUGCUGUCUGGGGCACCGUGCUAUAAUUUGUGCUAUCUGGGGCACCUGCCAUACCGUGACGUGACUUGUGCUGCAUGGGGCACCCAGCCAUACCGUAACGUGACUUGUGCUGCAUGGGGCACCCAGCCAUACCGUGACGUGACUUGUGCUGUAUGGGGCACCCAGCCAUACCGUGACGUGACUUGUGCUGCAUGGGGCACCCAGCCAUACCGUGACGUGACUUGUGCUGUAUGGGGCACCCAGCCAUAC